Molecule: messenger RNA, 1050 nt
Organism: Nicotiana attenuata
Lineage: Eukaryota; Viridiplantae; Streptophyta; Magnoliopsida; Solanales; Solanaceae
Exons: 4
Coding region: 1-1050 (349 amino acids)
Source: RefSeq, a predicted model, not a curated record
AUGGCUAACAAUCAGAAUAUUAGACCUACUGGGGCUCUCCCAGGUGAUACAGAGAAAAAUCCUCAAGUCAACACAAUGACAUUGAGAAAUGGGAGAGAGUUGGUAGAAGUGCCUAAUAAGAAAAAGGAGCCGUCUGGGCUCGAAGAAGAAAGAGUGCCAAAACCUGUAGAGAUACACUUGAACAUCCCUUUAGUGGACAUGCUCCGUGAUGUCCCAAGAUAUGCAAAAUAUAUUAAGGAUAUAGUGGCAAAUAAAAGGAGGUUAAGUGAGUUUAAGACAGUCGCACUUACUGAGGAGUGCACUUCCAGGAUUCAACAUAAGCUUCCACAAAAGCUUAAGGAUCCGGGUAGUUUUACCAUCCCCGUGAGGAUUAGUAAAAUUGAUGUGGGUAGAGCCUUGUAUGAUUUGGGUGCAAGUAUCAAUCUGAUGCCAUUGUCAGUGUUCAAACAAUUGGGCUUAGGAGCUCCGAGACCCACCACGAUUGGGAAGUUUAUUUUCCCUGCAGGUUUUAUCAUCCUGGACUACGAGGCUAAUGAGUUAGUUCCUAUCAUCUUGGGACGACCUUUCUUGGCCACUGGAGAUGCAAUUAUCAAAGUUCAAGAAGAGCCAAGUGCGUUUAAUAAAGAUGCACUAGAAAAGGCAUUGAUGUUGUUCAAUCACUUGGAACUUGAAGAAGAGGUUGAGGAGAUGUUGCAAAUUCUGGAUGCAUCUUCCAAAUACAUAAGAGAAAGAUCCCAAUUUGAGCCUCUAGAUAGGCCAAUCGGCCCGCCCCCUAAACCCCCAGUUGAGGAGGCCCCAAAACUAGAACUUAAACCCUUACCAUCUCAUCUUCAUUAUGCAUAUUUGGGAAGUUCUAACACUUUACCUGUGAUUGUUUCUUCUCAUUUAUCUAACUUGCAGGAAGAAAAGCUAUUAAGGGUGCUGAGAAAUCACAAGCAUGCCAUUGGUUGGACAAUGUCUGACAUAAAGGGUAUUGCCCUGCGUUCUGCAUGCAUAAAAUACUCAUGGGGGAGGGACACAAGCCUAGCGUGGAACAUCAACGCCGCCUAA